This is a messenger RNA of Cyclopterus lumpus (lumpfish), 4933 nucleotides long. RefSeq names its product solute carrier family 6 member 1b (gene slc6a1b). Gene Ontology annotation, molecular function: gamma-aminobutyric acid:sodium:chloride symporter activity. Gene Ontology annotation, biological process: sodium ion transmembrane transport; neurotransmitter transport. Gene Ontology annotation, cellular component: plasma membrane; axon; cell surface. The transcript is spliced from 15 exons. Lineage: Eukaryota; Metazoa; Chordata; Actinopteri; Perciformes; Cyclopteridae. Bases 566 to 2380 code for a protein of 604 amino acids. The record is from RefSeq and is a predicted model, not a curated record.
CCUUUCUCAAACCGGCUGCCAUUUCAGUGGUGGACAUGUUGGAGUUGGGGAGGGUCGACUUUGAGGUGUCAUUGACGCUAUGUAGAUGAGAGUGAGGAUCCUGCGCUCCAUGUUACGUCCCUGCUCGCUUCAACUCAGACGGCGGCAGCUCCUUUCCCCGUCUUCUCUUCCUUCCUCUCUUUCAGCACCACUCCUUCCAGGACAGCACCUCGCUCCAAAAGACGCGUUUGUUCGCCAUCCUCCCGUCUCAGGAUCAUAUAUUUGCCCACUGUCGUCGGAUGCAAAGUUUUCGCCUUGGUUUUAUUCUGUAAAAGUACAAGGAAGUAACUUUUUAAAAUUCGGAUUUCCCCAUCUCGGAAACAAUCUGGACAAUCGAAGGAAUUCAUUGGUUGCUGGAACGCUGCUGAGCUGCUCCUGAUCCCUCUCAUUACCCCGAUCGUUCGUCUGUGCUCGGCAGUUAUCUGGGAGCUGGGGUGUACAGGACGGAGAAGCUGCUGUUUGUCUGGACCGGUGCUGAAACCCCCUCCUCUUCACCUGUCAGGACUAUCCGACACUCACAGUGACCAUGGCCACCAACGGGACCAAAGCAUCGGACGGACACGUCUUAACGGAGACGGUGAAUGACGCGCCCAGCACGCCAAACGACAAACCCAAAACCUUGGUGGUGAAAGUGCAGAAGACGAAAAAGGAGCUCCCCGAGAGAGAAAUGUGGGGCGGGAGAUUUGACUUUCUUCUCUCUUGUGUCGGGUACGCAAUCGGACUCGGAAAUGUCUGGAGAUUUCCUUAUUUAUGUGGAAAAAACGGAGGAGGGGCCUUCUUGAUUCCAUACUUUUUGACCCUCAUAUUUGCUGGCAUGCCUCUGUUCUUUUUGGAGACGGCUCUUGGUCAGUACACUUCUAUUGGAGGACUUGGAGUGUGGAAGCUAGCCCCCAUUUUCAAAGGUGUGGGUAUGGCUGCUGCUGUUCUGUCCUUCUGGUUAAAUAUAUAUUACAUUGUAAUCAUUUCCUGGGCUCUUUACUAUCUGUACAACUCCUUCACUACUGAGCUGCCAUGGCGGACUUGUGGCAAUUCCUGGAACACAGACCGCUGUUACACCAACUACAGCCUCCCAGACACCAAAAACCUCACCAGCGCUGUGGUGGAGUUCUGGGAACGUAACAUGCACCAGAUGACCGAUGGUCUGGAGAAGCCUGGGGAGCUCAGGAUCCCACUGGCUAUCACACUGGCCAUUGCAUGGGUGCUGGUUUAUUUCUGCAUCUGGAAGGGGGUCAGCUGGACUGGCAAAGUGGUCUACUUUUCAGCCACAUACCCUUACUUUAUGCUGUUCAUCCUGUUUUGCCGUGGCAUCACUCUACCCGGUGCAAUUGAUGGAAUUCUCUUCUAUAUCACACCAGACUUUGAAAAACUGAAGGAGUCUGAGGUAUGGCUGGAUGCUGCCACUCAGAUAUUCUUUUCCUAUGGGCUGGGAUUAGGCUCUCUGAUUGCUCUUGGCAGCUACAAUCGCUUCAAUAACAACGUAUACAGAGAUUCCGUCAUUGUCUGCUGCAUCAACUCCUUCACCAGCAUGUUUGCUGGCUUAGUCAUCUUCUCCAUCGUGGGAUUCAUGUCCAAUGUAACAAAGAGACCUAUCGCUGAUGUGGCAGCCUCAGGACCUGGCCUGGCAUUCCUGGCUUAUCCUGAGGCUGUGACCCAGCUGCCCAUCUCUCCUCUCUGGGCCAUACUCUUUUUCUCUAUGCUGCUGAUGCUGGGAAUUGACAGCCAGUUCUGCACAGUGGAAGGCUUCAUAACUGCACUGGUUGAUGAAUUCCCUCACGUUCUCCGAAAACGCAGAGAGAUCUUCAUCGCGAUCGUCUGCCUUAUUUCUUACAUCAUUGGACUGUCCAACAUCACACAGGGUGGACUCUAUGUGUUCAAGCUGUUUGACUACUACUCAGCUAGUGGAAUGUGCCUGCUGUUCCUGGUCUUCUUUGAAUGCAUCUCAAUUUCAUGGUUUUAUGGUGUGGACAAAUUCUAUGACAACAUUGAGGAAAUGGUUGGCUACAGGCCCUGUCUGUGGUGGAAGGCCUGCUGGGUUGUUUUCACUCCGCUCAUUGUGGCUGGGGUCUUCUUGUUCAGUGCAGUGCAGAUGGUUCCCCUCACCUUGGGUGACUACGUGUUCCCGGCCUGGGGCCAAGGCGUUGGGUGGUGCAUGGCCCUCUCCUCAAUGACUCUCAUCCCAGGCUACAUGGGCUACAUGUUCCUCACACUCAAAGGCACAUACAAAGAGCGUCUGCGGAUAAUGUUCAAGCCUGUGACACUGGCGAAGGCUCAGGAAAACGGCCCAGACCAGCAGACAGAAAACCAGAAUCAGGACCCUGCCAACGAGGAAGCCUACAUCUAGAAACUUCUUCCUGUCUCUCUGUCUCGACGGGCAGACUGGCGAUCUACACAGAAAAAAAAAACAUAAUCAAGGUUGGGAACGACCACCAGACUUCCACGUCUGCUUUUAUUCACCUACCUCCUGGGGACACGUGAGACCAACCUGAUUACAGUUAUUUUUAGAGUUUUUUCUGUUUGUUUAUUUGUAUAAUACAGAGUUAUAAAACUUAUGAGGAAAAAAACAAAUUACCCAGCAAAAGUGUUGUGAUAUUUUGAAUUUCAUUAUGCAAAAAAGUUAGACUUUUUAGAAAAGGAAAUGUGACUUAUAAAAUUACUGUAUAUUGAAUAUAUAAUUUAAAUUUGGAGGCCUGCGUUGAUUCAAUAGUAUUGUGCUACUUUGAAGAUAUUAAUUAAUCUACUAAACUACAAUUACUGUACAAAGAAAAAUAUUGGUUUAAUGCAUUUUUGCUUGUUUAUGAAAUACAUACAUUUAAAUGAAUGCAGUGUAGUAGGUGAAAAAAAAUGCAAUUUGAAAGUUUGUGAAGUGAAAAUUGAAUACAGAUGGCAAAGACAAUAUGGGAAUGUGCAACAGGUUAGGCCAAAUCUGCUUGUAUGUGUAAAAUAUAAUUUAGCCAGACUAUCACUCCCUUGCAGGAUCCUGCAGUUAACCUGAAAUGUUUACCGCCCAUGUCUGGGGCUACCUUUGAAAAGCACAAGUACAGUAUGGGAUUUUGAAGCGUCCAGUUUUUAUUUUGGCUCCAUUUAAACUUGUGACAGCAAAAAUAACUUACAUAGGAUACAUAGCAAGAGACUGUUAUAAUUGUUUCUUUGUUUUCUAAAGAACAAUAACUUUGUAUGUUGUCUGAAUCUUUUUUGUAGAAUAAUUGUUAGGUCAUUUUCUAUAUGUGAGAGUGAGAAGGACCAAAAUCAUACUCACGUUAGAAGGAUUGGUGCAGACAUUUGGACACGCUGAAUAUAUAAAUGGAUUAAAUCAAGCAACUCCCUUUGUCUCUCUGAAGAGCAACGGAGUACAGUAGCAAAUACAGCAUCCAUUACAUUACAAGCACAAUUUUUGGAUCUUUAAACUACCACUUCUAACGGGUAGCCAAUACAUAAAUCCCACAUUUGCAUUGUGCGUACAAUAUUUAUGCUAGAGAUUAUUUAGAAAAAGUAGAAUUCCCUUCUCCUGACAACCAGUAAAGUUUAUAGACAGUUAUGUUGCAAUAAGUCAAUCCUAUUUCAGAUCUAUAUUUCAAACUGUGAGGUUGAAUAAGCUGCAGUGGCUGCUGCAUUGGAGACUGCAUGAUGGAUUUCUACGAUAGCUCCACUUUUCCGACUGGAACCGUUUACUUGUAUAACUAUUUAGUAACCCACUCCUCAGGAACAGGUGGAAGUGACCAAAUUAGUACUAUAAUAUAAUAUAAUAAUAGAUACUACCAUUAUACACUGAAACAAUUAAUGCUACAUAUAAAAUAAAAUAAACUGUCAGCAAAUAUUUUCCAUUUUCUCCCAUUAUUCCAACAUGUACCUUAAGCGGCAACAAAACAUCAACACACAAUCCAUAGACAUAUACACAUAUGUAUGUAUUUGUGCGUGUGUAGAUGGGAACACUCGAAAGCUGAUCCAAAUUGUUUUCUCUUUUCUGUGUGCUGUUCAGCGAGCAUCAUUUCUUUCAAUGUAAAUUAAUUCAUCAUUUUAGUAGAAGCCAAACAGAGUUUCUACGCUGUGGCUAGUGCGGAUUUCCAAUAUCAGAUAAGGAGAGAGAAGCUUUGGCUCAGUCAGCGGACAAAUCACUGUUAACACAACAUGACACAGCCAGAUGCUAUAUACUGUAGGCCAACACCACUGAAACUACACCUUUUCAUAGGGUAAAGAAAAACCUAUUGUUACAUAUCAAGUUUGUUCGGCAAUAUAAAAACAUUGUAUGUAAAAGCUGACUUUGCGACAGACCACAGAUAUCACUGUAUUACUAUGAAGAAGGAUCAAGAAAAUGUGCUUCUGUGGCAGCUACAUGCGACAGGAAUCAGGUUGAACCAGUCCCGUUUAUUUUCUUUUAUCUAUGUUCUUUUUUUUCAAAGAUAUGUGAAUUAAAAUGUGCAAUGACAAAGGGUUCCGUGAAUUUUGUAUAAAGUUACCAUACUGCAGUUUUAUCUCUUGAAUGAUGUUGUAAACUGGACUGUGUAAUACAUGUAUCUGUGAAUGUCGGUACAACCUGAGUUUUUCUUUUCUUUUGUCUAAAUGUUGAACGUGUUGAAUGUGAUAUUAUUUGCUUUUUUCUGCAAUAAUAUUAUUAUCUCAGAAACUAAAGCACAUAUCUCUCUCAACUGUAAAAAUUAUAAUUACAAUAACAGAGUAGAGUAAUAAUUAAGAUGAUAAUAUUAAUAACGAUAACAAUAAUGUAAUAGAAAUGUCUAGUCAGAGAAUAUUGUUUUGUAUAUUUCUAGCUGUUUCAUGGGCCUAAUGUAAAAUAUUCUAUGUAAAAAACAUAUAAUAAAUGUCUUUAGAUGGUGUUAUAUGAAAAAGCAUGAUUGCAAUAUAUGUUCUCUGCAAAAAUAAAUAAAGACCUAUAGAUUAU